Molecule: messenger RNA, 1722 nt
Organism: Frankliniella occidentalis (western flower thrips)
Lineage: Eukaryota; Metazoa; Arthropoda; Insecta; Thysanoptera; Thripidae
Gene: IFT52
Product: intraflagellar transport protein 52 homolog
Exons: 7
Coding region: 192-1550 (452 amino acids)
Biological process (GO): cilium assembly; intraciliary transport
Cellular component (GO): centriole; cilium; intraciliary transport particle B
Source: RefSeq, a predicted model, not a curated record
CAAAACAACAUACAGACAAUCCUCUUCGGUUUUGACAGUUCUUUCAUUGAUUUCAAAAUCGUUAUUUUCUCCUUACAUGGUCAAGAUAUAGCUUUGAUGCGAUAAAUGUUCAAUUAACGUGAUUUGUUGGUCUUAGCAAUAAUUUAAAAUUGUCAAUUACUGGAUUGGUUAUAUUUUGACAGAACGAAACAAUGAAGGAUAGAAGUGAUACAAUAGUCUUUAAUAUAAGCAAGAACGAGCAGUUUCGGCUUGAUGAUACUUAUAAAACACUUCAUCGCAAACUGAAGGGAAGUUGGCGAGUUGUUGUUAAUAAAGAUGAAAUAAACUCAGAAGUCAUUGCGGGUGCAACCCUCUUUGUGCUACCGGGUCCUCGUCAGAAAUUUACUGAAGCAGAAGUAGAAACCCUUAAAAAAUAUUUAGAUUCUGGGGGAAGUAUAUUGGUUCUCCUUGGAGAGGGAGGAGAGAAAUCAUUUAACACCAACAUCAAUUUUAUGCUUGAGGAAUUUGGUAUCAUGGUGAAUAGUGACUGUGUUGUUCGAACACACUAUUAUAAAUAUUUUCAUCCCAAGGAGUGCCUUGUCUCUGGAGGAAUUCUCAACAGGGGUGUUACUGAGGCAGCAACUCGAAUUGGAUCAGCAGGUUUGUCACGAGGAUCAGCCAAAAAUGGAUCCUCCCAAGUUGUCAAUGGCAUUAAUGAACAAUCAAGUCUCAAAUUUGUAUAUCCAUUUGGAGCUACAUUGAGUGUUGCCAAGCCUGCUGUUGCAGUUCUUUCCACAGGAACAGUUGCUUUUCCCUUAAAUAGACCAGUAUGUGCCUUUUAUUCUCAUCAACCUGCUGCGGUUAUUUCUUCAGAGCUAUCAGAAAAAAGAGGUCGAUUAGUAGUUCUUGGGUCUGGACAUUUUUUUGCUGAUCCUUACUUGGAGAAAGAGGACAAUGAUAAGCUACGGGAUGCAAUUUUUCGCUUUUUAACCACCGAUCAAGUAAAAUUAAAUGCAAUAGAUGCUGAGGAUCCUGAGAUUGCUGACUACACACCAGUACCUGACAUAAGUUAUUUGUCUGAUUGCCCCAGACUUUGUCUACAAGAAAGUGCAGUAGAUAUUCCACUUGAUUACACAUCACUUAUUGACACUCGAUUAUUUUCUCUGCACACUGGCGGAGUAGCAGAUGCAGUUCGUGCCUAUGAUACCCUUGGAGUUAAGCACGAACCAUUAAGACUUAUUACCCCUCAAUUUGAAACACCUCUACCUCCUUUGCAAGCUGCAGUUUUCCCUCCAUCAUUCCGUGAGCUUCCUCCACCGCCUUUGGAGCUUUUUGAUUUGGAGGAGGCUUUCAGCUCUGAUCGUUCUCGCCUAGCACAAGUGACAAAUAAGUGUGUUGUGCCAGGAGGAUCAGAAGAAACUGCAGAUCUAGAAUAUUUUGUUCGAGAAUGUGGACGUAUUCUUGGAGUAUCAGGCAAUGAAAAUGAGAGUGCCCAUUCCAUUUUACAUAAUGUAGCCCUGACUAUAGCUGAUUUCAAGAAGAGUGGUCAGCUGAUACGUGAAGUAAGUUAAAUAUGAAUUGAUUGAUUGUGUGCAGCCAUUUAGCUGAAAAGAGCACGUCAGCACCUUAUAAAUAACAAUAUUGUGUUGUUUUUUUCUUUUUAACUGCAUACUCACAAAAAUACAAAUUGAUUUGAAAAAUGUAGUCAGCAAACUGUAUAUUAAUUAAAAUGAUAAACAAUAA